Molecule: messenger RNA, 678 nt
Organism: Arabidopsis thaliana (thale cress)
Lineage: Eukaryota; Viridiplantae; Streptophyta; Magnoliopsida; Brassicales; Brassicaceae
Product: Paired amphipathic helix (PAH2) superfamily protein
Exons: 4
Coding region: 1-678 (225 amino acids)
Biological process (GO): regulation of DNA-templated transcription; negative regulation of DNA-templated transcription
Cellular component (GO): nucleus
Molecular function (GO): transcription corepressor activity
Source: RefSeq, marked reviewed
AUGGAGGAAGUAUAUCAUGAUGAACCUGAAAAAUUUAAUCAUAUUCUCCACCUCAUACGUGAUUAUUUUAAUCAUAGAGACGAUAGAGCUAGAAUCACUGCAUGUAUGGGGGAACUCAUGAGAGAUCACUUGAACCUGCUUGUUCGUUUCUUUGACUUCUUUCCAGCUGAGGCUAGCGAAGGGUUAGCCCAACUUCAAACCAUUGCUGCAACAAGCGUAUCACCGGAUUCUACUAUUGAUGAUGCGGUUUCAUACAUCAACACUGUCAAGGAAGCAUUUCAUGAUGAACCUGCAAAGUAUUACGAGUUUUUCCAGCUCUUUUAUGAUAUCAGGUAUAGAUUAAUUGAUGUUGCUGGUGGCAUUACAAGGGUGGAGGAACUCUUGAAAGCUCACAAGAAUCUGCUUGUCCGUUUGAAUGCCUUCCUUCCACCUGAGGCUCAGAGAAUCCUCCAUCUCAAGAUUGAGCAACGGGCUGCAUCUGAUAUUAACAAAAGAAAACGUGUAGCGAGUUUUAUCGGCAAGCUUAAGGAAAGGUUCCAGGGGGAUGAUCGUCAUGUAUAUGAGUCGUUUCUCGAGAUAUUGACAAUGUACCAAGAAGGAAACAAGUCCGUGAAUGACUUGUACCAGGAGGUAGGGUUCUUGGUUGGGACACUUUGGUUGGAUUACACUUUCUCUUAG